GUUGUUGUGGUGGGCAGCAGACGACGUGCACGGCGGCGGCGGCGGGGCGAGGGAGGCGGGGCGGCAACACGGUGCUGCUCAAGAACAAGAAUCGGACACCAGAAAACUCGGCACGUGAAGAGAGAGAACGGUGCUGCUGCUCCCUGCUCCCCGCUGUUUGACGGUUUUCUUACCUGGUGGGGCUCCCUGACGAGUACAGGAAGCCGCACACUACUGAUGCGCCGGCUUAUACAAAAUUAGCAAUGGCAGGACAGCGUUUUAUAACAGCCUACAAAAGUAUCUUCAAUCCAAAGCCGGUGAGGCCACCAUUCCUCCAUGUGUGCCAAGUUGGUGACCCAGUGUUGCGAUCAGAAGCCAAGCCAGUGGAAGUGGAACAUCUUAACAACCCAGAAAUAAAACAGGUAAUUUUGCAGAUGAAGCAAGUGAUGAAGAGAUAUGACAGUGUUGGCCUGGCUGCUCCUCAAAUAGGCAUGCCGCUUAGGAUACUUUUGUUAGAAUUUUCUCCAAAAAGAAAAGAACAGUUUGGAUCAGAGGUUUACGCUGCACGAGAAAUGUCCACUCUCCCUCUUACAGUCAUAGUUAACCCCAAAAUGGAUGUUCUGGAUUACAACAAAGUGGAGUUUCCUGAGUCAUGUGAGAGUGUUCGGGGCUUCAGUGCUCUGGUACCAAGAUAUAAAGCUGUCAGGUUAUCAGGUUUGAACCUCAAAGGUGAAGCUGUGACACUAGAGGGAAAAGGCUGGUUGGCAAGAAUGAUACAGCAUGAGAUGGACCACCUAGAUGGGAAACUGUACCUUGAUUGUAUGACACCAAGAACUUUUCAGAAUGAUGCGUGGCACAAAAUCAAUGUACAUCAAGGAAGAGUGAAAAUAGAGUUUCAUAAAAGUUGAAAUUUUCA
Messenger RNA from Eriocheir sinensis (Chinese mitten crab), 895 nucleotides. Its product is annotated as peptide deformylase, mitochondrial-like. Gene Ontology annotation, biological process: N-terminal protein amino acid modification; peptidyl-methionine modification. The record is from RefSeq and is a predicted model, not a curated record. Gene Ontology annotation, cellular component: mitochondrion. The transcript has 6 exons. Gene Ontology annotation, molecular function: peptide deformylase activity. Lineage: Eukaryota; Metazoa; Arthropoda; Malacostraca; Decapoda; Varunidae. The coding region runs from base 243 to 887 and encodes 214 amino acids.